Sclerotinia sclerotiorum 1980 UF-70 is the source of this 1278-nucleotide messenger RNA. RefSeq lists its product as hypothetical. The record is from RefSeq and is a predicted model, not a curated record. The transcript has a single exon. The coding region runs from base 1 to 1278 and encodes 425 amino acids. Gene Ontology annotation, cellular component: nucleus; cytoplasm. NCBI's taxonomy places the organism in Eukaryota, Fungi, Ascomycota, Leotiomycetes, Helotiales, Sclerotiniaceae. Gene Ontology annotation, molecular function: nicotinamide-nucleotide adenylyltransferase activity; ATP hydrolysis activity.
AUGGCGUCCUCUCUCACCCGCCUUGAAUUCUACACCAGCAAUUUACAAUCCUUCCUAUCCUCCUACUCAGCCUUCCGCAUCCUCCGUUCCCUAUCUCCACCCAUACCAAUUCCUUCCGACCCUCCAAAAUCUAAAAACCUCAGUUCGAUAACGUUUAAGAAAUUCGAUCGUUAUUCAGGACCCUUAUACUCCCUUUCUAACGAUGACCACAAAGACGAACCUUCAAAUGAUUCAAACCAAAACCACUCCGUGCCUCCCUCCAAUUCCAGUUCGCCUCAAACCUUAUACAUCCUCGAUUCCUCCUUCAAUCCACCUACCCUCGCACACGCACACAUCUGUCUCUCCGCUCUACGUGAUCACUUUGCAUCCGACUUAAGACAUACAAAAGCUCGAUUAUUAUUAUUACUCAGUACACAAAAUGCAGAUAAAAAGAUCAGCGGCGCAAGUUUGGAAGAGCGAUUAGUUGGGAUGGAAUGUUUUGCUACUGAUCUUUUGAAUACUUGGUUCUAUCCUCAUUCGCAUUAUCCAAGGAAGAGGCAAGUUAAGAGCGAGAUUGAUGAUAAAUCUAUAAGUGUGUCUGAGGAGAAAAAUGAAUCUGGAGAUGAAGAAUCCGCUGAACAUAUGGAAUCUGAUUCCACUUCUGACUCUGAUUCCGAAGCACAGUCCACGACGUCCUCAUUACCUCCAUCUCAAAACCAAAUCCCUUUCGACUCACCACAAUUCGACAUAGACAUAGGUCUAACGUCCCUUCCCUACUUCCACUCCAAAUCCAUCGCCAUCGAAGCAUCCUCUGUCUAUCCCAAGGGAACAACCCACGUCCACUGUACCGGCUAUGACACUCUAAUCCGAGUUCUAAAUCCCAAAUAUUACCCAACUUAUGAUUUUACCCCCUUAAUACCCUUCCUCUCAAACCACAAAUUACGUGUCACAUAUCGUUCAGAUAAAUCCCUUAGCCUAUCGGAUCAAGACACUUAUCUCUCAUCACUCCCUACUCAACUCCCUACACUCGGUGGAAAAAGUGAAUGGAUAAGUGAAAAAAGAAUAUACAUGUCACCAGGUCUUGCAGGAGAAGAAAUUAGUUCCACGAGAGUAAGAGCUGCAAUUAAAAGUCUCACUACAGCGAUUCCUUACCAAAGGGGAGCGGGAAGUAAGAAACGUAAAGGAAAAGGAAAAACAUCUGAAGAGAAAAUUAAAAAGGACUUGAAAGUAUUUGUGGGUGCAAAUGUUAAGAAGUGGAUUUUAGGAGAGAAAUUAUAUUGGUGGCAGGGGAAGAAGUAA